Toxorhynchites rutilus septentrionalis is the source of this 2552-nucleotide messenger RNA. RefSeq names its product SPEG neighbor protein-like. The record is from RefSeq and is a predicted model, not a curated record. Bases 1459 to 2367 code for a protein of 302 amino acids. Lineage: Eukaryota; Metazoa; Arthropoda; Insecta; Diptera; Culicidae. Gene Ontology annotation, cellular component: neuron projection membrane. The transcript is spliced from 8 exons. Gene Ontology annotation, biological process: synapse organization.
CGGGAAAAACGCUCAACGUUCCAAGCUUCGGGAGAGACCAGAACGGGAUGAUUGCCAGAUAGACGGGAAAAACAGAGCGCGUGUACUUGUAAGAGAGGGAGAGAAAAGGAUGAAUCUGAUGUUGAGAGUUUGGAGGAUUUCUGUCCCAAAUAUCCGAUGAUUGUUGGGAAGAUCCGUUAACAAAUUUCCAAGAUUUUCAGUGCUCUCGUGUCGCUGAUUGUGAACGCUCGUACAAACCAGGAGUUGUUAGUUUCUGGACGCCCGGCAGUUCGGUACAUGUUCAUGCACAACUUGGUGACGCCAGGUAUUCGUUCUUCCGCGUUCGGUUUGACUGGCGAAUCCGAGAUGCUGCCGGCUGUUGGGUCGUGGGUUUUGUAUUAUGUGGUUCCGAGCUGGGUUUAGAGAUCACAUCAAUGAACGGCCCAAAAAGGAUGAACCCUUGCGGAAAUUGGUCUGUCAUCAAAUCGUUCAGAUUGGAUUGUGAACUGGAUGGUAAUUAGUGUUAGCGUGGGAUAAUUAAUUGAAGUGCUUUGCUGAAAAUUCGUUAGCGAUGGAUGGAGGCAUGAAAGGGGUGCUUCAGUGUUUUUGACACCUUUGCAUUGUAAUGCGAAUUCAGUCCGUGAGUGUUUUUCGGGAAGUGUUAACGAUGUCGACGAGGUGGAAGUAGUGGGCGAAGAGUCCUCCUGUGAGCGAUAAACAGUUUAGUUCGAGAAGAGCAUGGAAUUCCCAAUUGGAGCGUAGCACAUUAUUCUGGGAAUGGGGGUGAUUUAUGGUGUUGGCUCGAACGAGGAUUCAUCUUCGGUGGAGCAUAUAUCUGCACACACGAAUUAGGCUCCCAUAAAAGUUGUGCAAUAAAUUCUGGUUUGAAAUGUGCAUAUAAAAUCGCAUGAAUCAUAAGGCAAAUAGCCGACCGUCAUCUCCGGAGCCUCGUGGAUAUCAGUGCUUUUGCAAUACUCGUAAAGUGAUAUGCCAUAAAGUGGAUUGUGGGAUUCAGUGAUGAUAAACCCAGAAGGCAGAUUCCUUAUGUAAGGUAUUAGGGGGUCGAUGUGGAGAAUAAAACAAAAAAUAUAGUGCGGAUAUUCAGUGCUUCGCUGGUGUGGCAAACUGCCAGCGCUUUUUCGCAAACGGUGACCUUCGGGUAAAAAUUGGUGCACAAAAAAUUGUAUGGUUUGGAGAAGGAUGAAAGUAGUGUCCGAUGGAUAAUAUGAUAACAUAUCCAAUUUAAACAGUGCACAAAGUAGUCAGAGCUGGGAUUAAGCUCCUGUGAACAAGAAAAGGACUCAAUAAUACGUGAUACAAUUGCUUGUUCCUUCCACGGAUGGAUUAAGUUACUUAAGGGGAUAUCGACGGUCAAACCAUUGUAUCCACUGUUUAUGUUUUGGAUCAAUCCCGACGAAAUGGAAGGAUUUUUCAUGUGAUUUCAUAACAGACCAUGGAUCUUCGUCACACCUAAAAACUAUGAAGAAUAUAGUGGUUGUGAUGAUUUUUAUAAAUAUCAACUAUGGCAUUUCCUCGCACUCCCAGUCGGUCGACAUCGACGAGCCACACACGUACACACCACCGAAGCACUACUUCCAGACGUCAUCCUUUGACGAAGCGAUGGUGGACGAUGACAUUAUCAAAAACCCACUGGACCGGGGGCCGUACUUUGACAUUUCGGCCUCGAGGAAUGUAACGGCUCUCGUCGGCAACACGGCCUAUCUCAACUGCCGGGUGCGAAAUCUCGGCAAUCGCACAGUUUCGUGGAUUCGACAUCGGGACCUGCACCUGCUUACGGUCGGCAAAGCCACCUACACAUCAGACCAGAGGUACCAAAGCGUACAUAAUCCAUCGCAGGACGAUUGGUCCCUGAAGGUGCUAUAUCCACAACCAAGGGACUCUGGAGUGUACGAGUGUCAAAUAUCCACAACGCCCCCGGUGGGGUACUCCAUGACAUUGUCCGUCGUCGAACCCAUUACGACGAUAGUUGGCGGACCAGAUCUGUACAUCGACACUGGUUCCACGGUGAACUUAACCUGCAUCGUACGACAUCUGCCAGAGCCGCCACCGCUCAUUCUGUGGACGCACAAUGGCGAGGAAAUCAACUAUGAUUCGCCACGUGGAGGCGUUUCGGUGAUAACGGAGAAAGGAGACAUCACGACGUCCUAUCUGCUGAUACAGCGGGCGAAAGCUUCCGACUCGGGCAAAUACACGUGCUCCCCAUCGACGGCCAACCCGAUCACGGUGAAUGUGCACGUGCUCAAUGGCGAACAUCCGGCGGCCAUCCAGAGUGCGCGCGGAUUACAGUGUAACCUAAUCCUGGCCGGCUGCUGCAGUCUGGCUCUCCUACUGCUCACCAUGCUGGUCGGCCGACCGACUGUCAGAUAAAACUGACCAUAAAUCAGUACGUCCAGUCUGGACGGGAUCGGACGAGUCAUCACUGGUGGUGAUGGUGAACUUUCAAAGUUUAGCAAUGGUGGCGAAGGGAAGCAAGAAAGUGGAACAAGAAUCGAGAGAGAAAAAAAACUAUGGAAAUAACAGAAGGAAAAAAAAUAUAUAAUUGGACAAACGAA